AUGGGGGGAAUGAGAGAUUGGAAGGUUUUCUUGCUUUUAGGCGUAUUUUUUAACGCCAAUAUUUUCCGUACAAACACUUUAUUCUUAUAAACCCGGUUCUGAUACAUUCCUGUCUGUGAACCUUUCCUACAAUGCCGCCUCAACAUCUUACUUUCUUCCAAACGUCUUGGCAGCUCGCCGCCUCUCCCGAGCGCUGCAACCUUUCUGAGACCGCCCGACACCUCUUGUGGAUUUAGUUUCUUUCUACUUUAUUAGCUCCCGCGUGAGUCCUCAAUGAACGCCCAGGGCCCUCGAAUUUCCCUGGGUCAUACGAAAGUGGUCGUCGUCCUCUGCUUUCCCUGCCUGUGCGCCCUGGGAGUGGGGACCAGAUCCGUCCACCUCUAGCUCCAGUUCAGGGGAGAUCGGUGAUUUGGGUACCAGGAACCCCGGAUUAGAGGGAAAUGCCAGCUCUCAGUUGUGCACAACCCUAAUUUUACCUCUUAGAGUUGGUCUGUUAGGAGAAUUCAUGAAGGAAGCUCAGUGUUUUUGUGGACCUUACACAAAGGUGCUUUGUAAAGUCGGAGAGGAGGGACUGAAUGAAUUUAGGAGAGAGGAGUUUGCUGUGCUUAAGGUGAAACCAAGGGCGGGACCUACCCAGAGACACAGAGUAAUUCGUAGAGUUGGAUAGGAACCCAAGCUUGUGACUGAAGAGACCAGAAAUCUUUCUGUUACAUUCUUUGGAAGCAGGUCCUAAGAUCUUUGUAAAUUAUUUUGUGUGGGGAAAAUGCCUAAAGUCAAAAGAAGCCGGAAAGCUCCACCAGAUGGUUGGGAGUUGAUCGAACCAACAUUGGAUGAAUUAGAUCAAAAGAUGAGAGAAGCCGAAACAGAACCUCAUGAGGGAAAGAGGAAAGUGGAAUCUCUGUGGCCUAUCUUCAGGAUUCACCACCAGAAAACCCGCUAUAUUUUUGACCUAUUCUACAAGCGGAAAGCUAUAAGCAGAGAAUUGUAUGAAUAUUGUAUUAAAGAAGGCUAUGCAGAUAAAAACCUGAUUGCAAAAUGGAAAAAGCAGGGGUAUGAGAAUUUAUGCUGCCUGCGGUGCAUUCAGACACGGGACACCAAUUUUGGAACAAACUGCAUUUGCCGAGUCCCCAAAAGCAAGCUGGAAGUGGGCCGGAUCAUUGAGUGCACACACUGUGGCUGCCGAGGCUGUUCUGGUUGAGGCCCUCAGACUCUGACCCCUCUGCCCUGGACUUUGGACUUCGCAGAACUCUGCCACCCUCAGAGAAAGCAGCUUUUCUUGUGGAGCCAAUAUUGCCCCACGCCCACACUGGAGCGUGGCUUCUACAUGUGAAGCACUUGGUGUUCUUUGCCUGUGAUUUAUAGAAAUAAAACUUUGAAACCUC
Molecule: messenger RNA, 1382 nt
Organism: Condylura cristata (star-nosed mole)
Lineage: Eukaryota; Metazoa; Chordata; Mammalia; Eulipotyphla; Talpidae
Gene: BUD31
Product: BUD31 homolog (S. cerevisiae)
Exons: 6
Coding region: 764-1198 (144 amino acids)
Biological process (GO): mRNA splicing, via spliceosome
Cellular component (GO): nucleus; spliceosomal complex
Source: RefSeq, a predicted model, not a curated record